This is a messenger RNA of Beta vulgaris subsp. vulgaris (sugar beet), 3786 nucleotides long. RefSeq lists its product as uncharacterized. Gene Ontology annotation, molecular function: RNA-DNA hybrid ribonuclease activity; nucleic acid binding. The transcript has a single exon. The record is from RefSeq and is a predicted model, not a curated record. NCBI's taxonomy places the organism in Eukaryota, Viridiplantae, Streptophyta, Magnoliopsida, Caryophyllales, Amaranthaceae. Bases 1 to 3786 code for a protein of 1261 amino acids.
AUGCAAACUAUCUCACUGCCUUACAUUAUCUUAGGAGAUUUUAAUGAAAUCUCUAAUUCCUCAGACAAAUUGGGAGGUUCUCCUCCAGUUAUGGCUAGAUUUCUGAAUAUGCAAAAUCUGUUUAAUAGUCUCCCUUGCAUUGAAAUUCCAUUUUCAGGUUCAAUUUAUACAUGGAGAAAAAAGAAAGGUGGGGCGGAUAAUAUCCACGAACGCUUAGACAGAGGAGUAGCAUCUAUUGAUUGGCUUAGUUUAUUUCCUCAGGCCAAGAUUAGUCAUAAUAUUUUUACUUCCUCAGAUCACUGUCAGAUAACGUUAAAUUAUAUUCCUUUUCAAAAGGCUAAAGCUCCUCCUUUCAAGUUUGAAAAAAUGUGGUGUAGUAGAAGAGAUUAUGAUACUCUUGUUAAAAAAACUUGGUGUACUCAUUUUAUAGGUUCACAUAUGUUUCGACUAACUCAAAAAUGCAAACUUUUGAAAGAAAAAUCUAAAAUUUGGAACCAAAGCCAGUUUGGUAAUAUAUUUCGGCAAUUACGGAAGGUAGAUGAGAAGUUGCAAUCUUUACAACUCUUGCUAAUUACAGAGCCGCUAAAUCAUUUGCUACUUAGUAAACAAGAUACAUUCCUCCAAAAACGAUCUAAUCUUCUCUCUUUUAGUUAUGAGUAUUGGAAACAAAAAUGUAAAGUAGACUACUUACUUCUAGGGGACACCAAUUCCUCCUUCUAUCAUGCGCAUGCUUCGAUUAGGCGUAAUCGCAAUGCGAUAAAAGAAUUAUCCAAAGCAGAUAAUGAUACUAUCUCAAAUCCUGAUAUUAUUUCACAAGAGUUAACCAGAGCGUUUAUGGAACGUUUUACUUCUGAUAGUAGGACCUGUUUCAAUAGUGCUAAUGAUUUUAGUCUCUUAGAGGCGAUUAUAUCGGUUGAUGACAACACAUAUCUUACUUCCCUGGUUACUUGUGAUGAAAUAAAAAGUGCUACAUUUAGUCUAGCCCCGGAUAAGUCCCCGGGACCUGAUGGUUUUCCUCCUUUCUUCUUCCAGAAAUAUUGGACUCUUGUUGGGAAUUCUGUUAUUAGAGCGGUCCAAGCUUUUUUUCAUUCCAGUAGAAUUUUAAAGGAAAUUAAUCAUACCUUUUUGGCGUUAAUCCCAAAAAUCGAUAAUCCAACCUCAGCCAACCAUUUUCGUCCCAUAAGUCUGUGCUCAACUAUAUAUAAAAUUAUCUCUAAAAUUAUGACUUCUCGACUUAAAAUAGUUAUGGGUCAUAUUAUUCAUCCUCUCCAGGGGGCCUUUGUUCCAGACCGGUUAAUCCAAGAUAAUAUUUUGAUCGCUCAUGAGGUUUUUCAGUCUUUUAAAAAUAAAUCUGGAGCCUCAGGAUGGAUAGCAAUUAAACUUGAUAUGGAGAAAGCUUAUGAUAGGUUGGAAUGGAAUUAUAUAUUCACUACUCUUGAAAAGCUGGGUUUUGCUGCCCAGUGGGUGAAUUGGGUCAAGGCUUGUAUUACUUCCACUUCCUUUUCUGUCUUAGUGAAUGGAAUUCCGGGAGAGAAAUUCUCUCCUUCUCGUGGGAUUAGACAAGGGGACCCCUUGUCCCCUUUUUUAUUUAUUCUCUGUGCGGAACUGCUUGCUAGACUGUUAUCUUCUGCUGCCUCUGGACCGACUAAGCCUAUAGGUGUGCCUAUUGGCAGAUCAGGGGUAAAGGUGCCCUUUCUAACUUUUGCGGAUGAUACCAUGAUUUUUGCCAAAGCUACUAAUUAUAGCUGUCUGGUAAUUCGUCAAAUCCUCGAUAAAUAUUGUGCCAUGUCGGGUCAGUUAGUGAAUUAUCAUAAAUCUUCCUUCCAAUGUACUGCUAAUAUAUCGGAGGACGAUAAAGCCAAUUUUGCUUCUAUUCUGCAAAUGUCAGAAACCUUUGACUUAGGUGAGUAUUUGGGUUGUCCAAUUAUUCAUUCCAAAGUAACAAAGGAAACUUUUAGCUCGGUUAUUAAUAAAACGGUUGGCCAACUCCCGAAAUGGAAGGCUAAUGCCCUUUCUCAAGCUGGCAGAUCUAUUCUAAUCAAAUCUAAUCUGGCUUCGAAAGCCAGUUAUCAAAUGCAGAGCUUUCUGUUACCGAACUCAAUUCUUUCUAGUUUGGAUAAAACUUAUCGUAACUUCUUCUGGAAUAAGGAUCCUAAUGCGAAAUCCCCUAAUUUGAUUGGUUGGGAUAAGAUUUGCAAGCCUAAAGUAGCAGGAGGGUUGGGCUUCCGGAAAGCAGAGGUUAAUAACCAAGCCCUCCAAAUGAAACUUCUGUGGCGGAUUGUAAAGAAUGAUACAAAUCUUUGGGUUAAUUUGGUUCGUAAACGUUAUCUCAAGAACAGGUCUCUAUUCACAAUCAAAGUUUCGAAAUCGGCCUCCUGGCAGUGGCGUAACUUGCUAAGUUUACGUGACUUAUUUAAAAAAGGUUUACGAUGGCAGAUUGGUGAUGGUUCUUGUGUUAGAUUUUGGUCAGACAAUUGGGCUUUCCAAUACCCUUUGGACUCUAUUAUAACCCCAACUCCAGAGACUAUUAAUUUCUUGGUUAAAGACUGCUUAACAGCCAAUGGAAACUGGAAUACUCAGCUUCUAUUGUCUUUGGUUCCCCCUAAUAUAGUUUCCCAUAUUUCCUCUAUUUAUUUGCCUUCUUCUCCCCAACAGGAUACCUUGAUUUGGGGUCUUACUUCGGAUGGUGAAUAUUCUGUUAAAAGUGGAGCCCUGUUGGCUCAAGGUCUGAUUAGUGCUGAGCUGGAUACUGUCGAGUAUAAAUGGAUUUGGAAUCUUAUUAUUCCUCCAAAAAUUAAAAAUUUCCUGUGGAAGGCUUGUAAUGAUGGUCUCCCGACAAAAGUCAGACUUGAGAGAAGUCAUGUUUUCCUUCCCCAACAGUGUGUUUUUUGUUCAAAUGCUAGUGAAUCUAUUGGUCAUCUUUGUUUUGCGUGCCCUUUUACGCUAGAUGUCUUUUCCCAUCUUAAAGCUUCCUUUGACUGGCCUUUGCCUAAUAGGUGUUUAGCGUCCAUUGAUUUGACUUCCUUUCGUUCCGCUUUAGAAGCUUGUCUGUCUUUAGCUUGUAAAAGUGAAGUGACUAAAUUCUCCUUUGUGUGGUGGUUUAUUUGGUUUUUCAGGAAUAAGCUUAUUUUUAAUAAUGAGGUGGUUUCAUCUCGUAAAGCAAGUGCCAUUAUUGCCAAAUAUUAUGUGGAUUGGUCCAAAGCUCUCACUUCGGACACUCGGCAUCCUUCUACUUCUAUUUCCCAUUGCCCCAUUAUAAGUCGUUCUCCUAGGUCUGGUCCUGCUUCCUUCUGGUCCCCCCCUCCUCAGAAUUACUUUAAGUUAAAUUUUGAUGGUUCUAAGCUUUCUUCCAAUUCAACAGCUCUGGGUUUUGUUAUUAGAAAUGUUGCUGGUGAGGCAAUGGUUGCAGGGUCUAAGUCGCUUGGGUAUAGUACUUCGGUUCUUCAAGCUGAAGCUUGGGCCCUAAAGGAGGGUAUCUUGGCGGCUUUAUCCUUUAAUAUAUCUAACUUGAUCAUUGAGGGUGAUAAUCUAGCUGUCAUUAACGCUAUAAGAAAAAUUUGGAAAAUUCCUUGGGAAAUUAAUAAUAUUGUGCUUGAUAUUAGAGCUAAUCUCCCCUUGUUUGGAUCCUUUCAGGUACAGCAUUGCUUUAGGGAAGCUAACAAAGUUGCGGAUCUCUUGGCUAACAGGGGUCAUGGUUUGGAUGGGAUGCAGCUUUUCUACCCGCCUUUUGAUAUUGAUCUUUCCAUGUGCGUCCGCAAGGAUGUUUUAGGUUGGCCUCCUGAUUAA